AUGCUCCCUUCCUUCGCUUACGUGACCGAUCACCUCGGCUUCCGCGGCACCAUAAAAAACGCGCCCAGCGACUUCGUGGUGACGGAGAUCGAGGCGCCCGAGCCGGCGCCCGGCGGUGGCCGUGCCGAGUCUCCCCAGAAACCCAGCGAAGCGCCCUCGGCGCAAGGCCGCUGGUGCCCGCAGCAGCCCAAAAAGCUGAGAGCGGGCCCUGGUGCUCCCUGCGCCGGCCCUGCCGCCUUGCCGCUGCCUCCCGAGCCCAGCCCGGCGCAGGCUGGGUGCUGCUUGGCAUCCCUGAGCACGCAGUGCUGUGGGAGCGACCCUGAGCCCUCCCUUAGCUCCGGGGAAGCCAACGUAUUGGAUUCCCUGCUAGGAAAGCCCCUGAGCGAGCUGCUUAAUAAGUUUGCUUGUGAGCUGCAGGCUGCGUGGGGCUCGGGAAAUGUGUCCGAUGGCAGCACUCGUGAGUUCUCGCUGGGACCUGUCCUGGACAAGAAGAACCGAGCUGCUUUACACAGUGCCAUCAGACAGGAAUUCCCCUUCUUGGUCACUGUCACGAAAGACAGUGAAAUGACUGUGCGAGGAAAUGCUGAUUACAAAGAACUCUGUCAGUUAGUGAGUGAAAAGGAGGCGAAUGAUUUCUUUAAAUUUUUAGACACAAAGCUGGAGAACUCCACAUUUUCCUUUGAGCCUGAUGGGAACAAAGAGCACAGAAAAGCAAUUCAUCACUUUAUCAAUAGAAAAUUUGGAAAACUCUUAGAAACAAAGUCUUUCACCAUGACAAAUGUCAAUGAUCAGCCAAAUAUGUCAAUAAUAGUAAGAUUUAGAGAAAGAAGUUGGUCCAAAAAAAGGCCUAGUGGUGGUUUACAGGAAAAUCAAGAACUUUACACAGCUUUCACCCUUCAGAAAGAAAAUCUGGAGACGCUAGAAGCAAUCGGUUUCUUGGCUUCUGAACUUGGCAUCCUUGCUUCGGACUUCAGUUACACGGGCAUCAAAGAUAAGAAGGCUAUUACUUACCAGCCUAUGGUUGUGAAGAAGGUGACUCCUGAGAGGUUGAAAGAAAUCGGAAGCAAAAUAGAAAAGAAGGGAAUGAGAAUACAAAACAUACAUUCAGCAAGUCAGCACCUUAGGCUUGGUCAGCUGAAAGGAAAUCACUUUGAUAUAAUUGUGAGAGAUCUAAAACAUCACAGUUAUGACACUUCUGCAGAUUUGAAAGAGAGAAUAUCUGAAGCAAUAGAAAAAGUUGAGGCAAAAGGUUUUGUAAAUUACUAUGGACCUCAACGAUUUGGACAGGGACAAAAUGUUCAGACAGAUCAAAUAGGAUUGGCUUUACUGAAUGAAAAAAUGGUGGAAGCUCUAAGGUUGUUCUUCACACCUGAAGAUAACGAUGACCCCGUAAACACGGCAAAAAGAUACUUUCUUCAGACUGAGGAUGCCAAGGGCACGCUCGCAAUGCUGCCGGAGUUUAAAGUGAGGGAGAAGAUGAUACUACGGGCUCUGAAUCGCUAUGGCGUGAACCAUGAGGGUUGUGCCAAAGGGUGGCUCAGCAUUCCUCAUGCCAUGCGCAUAUUCUAUGUCCACGCGUAUUGCAGUAAAAUUUGGAAUGAAGCAGCAUCGUAUAGGCUGAGCACUUACGGUUCAAAGGUUGUUGAGGGUGAUCUAGUCAUCUCUGAGGAGAGUGAUGAAAGCUUUUCCGUGAAUGACAAAGUUCAUAUAGUCACCGCUUCAGAAGAGUCAGCUAACAAGUAUUCCAUACAUCAAGUGGUUCUCCCAGUGGUAGGACAUAGUAUCAAGUAUCCUAGUAAUCAAGUUGGGCAAUGGUACCAUGAAAGGCUUUCUAAGGAUGAGCUGCAAAACUGCAAAUUCAGAGUGUCUCCAUUACAGCUGAAUAUACCUGGAUGCUAUAGACCCAUUCUGAAAAAUGUUCAAAAUCUGACAUAUUUUUUGGAAGACAGUGAAAAAGGAGUCAGAAUUGAAGACAACCACCUGAAUGAAUCAAAAGCAUCUCUUCAUAUAUCAUUUGACCUCGAUCCUUCAUGUUAUGCAACUGUCUGUCUGAGAGAAAUAAUGAAAUGUGAAUUUUAAGAUUCCAAAUAAUGAAAUAUUGUAGGAAUAUUAUACUAAUCACUCUAUUCUAUGUACAGUGCCAACAAAAGAAGAGAGAAUCAUAGUUUCAAG
Messenger RNA from Tinamus guttatus (white-throated tinamou), 2172 nucleotides. RefSeq names its product pseudouridine synthase 7 like (gene PUS7L). Gene Ontology annotation, cellular component: nucleus. Gene Ontology annotation, molecular function: RNA binding; pseudouridine synthase activity. NCBI's taxonomy places the organism in Eukaryota, Metazoa, Chordata, Aves, Tinamiformes, Tinamidae. Gene Ontology annotation, biological process: pseudouridine synthesis. The record is from RefSeq and is a predicted model, not a curated record.